AUGACUAGCAAUAAAAUUGCUUCCGAUGUUCCAUCUGGUCUAGAAGCCUUAUUAGAUGAAGAUGAAUUUAUAAUAAAACCAUUUAAUCGAAAUUUAGCAGGAACAAAACCAAAUUCAUUAAACUCACUUUUUUGCAACAGAAUCAUUUUACUGAAUCCUGAUACGAAAAAAGAAGUUGUUGAACUUUAUCAACAUCGUUUACCGUUAUUAUGUUUAGCUUGUUGUCAAGAACAAAUACGUACUGUAUCGUCUGAUAAUGCACAAUUAUUGGGACUUGUUAGACGAGGGUAA
Didymodactylos carnosus is the source of this 291-nucleotide messenger RNA. Lineage: Eukaryota; Metazoa; Rotifera; Eurotatoria; Philodinida; Philodinidae. The record is from the annotation of a GenBank genome assembly.